Uranotaenia lowii is the source of this 1153-nucleotide messenger RNA. RefSeq lists its product as uncharacterized. NCBI's taxonomy places the organism in Eukaryota, Metazoa, Arthropoda, Insecta, Diptera, Culicidae. The record is from RefSeq and is a predicted model, not a curated record. The transcript is spliced from 3 exons. The coding region runs from base 101 to 1045 and encodes 314 amino acids.
CCAAAAACAAAACAAACGCGCGUGCAGAAUGUUUUCCUAAACAAGGUUUAAUUUCGAUUUUCUCGUUUAAAAUCAGAUUGCAUUUACAAAUAUUUUUAAAAUGGACGGGAUCAGUUUCGACUCGCUAGCAUACCUGCAUCAGGAUGAUACGUUCGUGAUCGAAUGUAACGACGAUUUCGGUGGCAUUUGUGAGGACAUUGCCCGUCUGGCCGGAGCCUCGCAUCUACUGGUAGAUCCUCUGGACCUGGUCCUGGAUGGCCGGGACGUGUUGGCUGGAAGUGGCAGCAGCAACAGCGCCGGAAGUAGCUGUUAUGAUAGUCCAUCUGGAAGAUGUUUUGACAAAGAGAUUCCCUCACUCUUCUCCGAAAUGGAAUAUCUGACCGAGGUGUCGCCCGAGAAUGGAACCGUUAUCGUGCCCGGCCAAAAUGUACCGAUUGUCGUGAAUCCGGCUGAGUUUUCCUGGACCCGUAGGAAAGAAAAAGCUCCGAUGGAGUCGAGUGAGACUUCAAGUUUACCCGAAAGCGUGGAGUCAGUUCAAGCUGUUCGACGAAAGAGUGGCUCCAGUGGAAAUCGAAAUCAAUACUUAAACACUUCCAACUACCGUAAAAUCCUGCAAAACUACAUUCAAAAGGGCAAAAGAAAACUGGAAGAAAGUUCUUACUCAAAGAUGAAGGCUACCGUCGUGAGCGUCAAAGCCGAUCAGAACUCAACUUCCCUCAUCGAAACCAUCACCUGUGCUUCCUAUCUAAACGGUCCGCAACCAGCUCACCCUUCCCCUGCCAACACAGAUCGGACAUCGAAUGGACAAACCAAUCGGAAUCAAAAUGGCAAAUCGGACCACCAGCUGCCACCGGCUAGCUAUCGCUGCCAAGACUGCAAUUCCUGUUUUCUCUCAGUCGAACGGCUCAAAAAGCACAGUUGCAUCAUCACCGAGCAGUACCAGUGCCAGCUGUGUCGCCGCGAAUUUCGCAAACGGAAAACGUUGGAACAGCACCUCAAAUCGCAUGACAAGGUGUUUUCCACCGACGAUGAUCUCCGCCGAUAGGGCGCCGUAAUUUUAAACAACCUUGAAUUUAAUGUUUUGUUUUUCUGUUGUCUUGUGCGUGGAAACCGCAUUACCUGAUUGUAAUAUAUGUUUUUUGUCUUAUUCAAA